UCUUCUUUCACCCCCCCCCCCUCCUCCUUCUUCUUACUUAGGGUUCUAUAUUAAUCCUUCUAUUUUGCUCUCUCCUUUCUCUCAAAUUGAAUCGAAACAAAAUCAAUGGAUCGUCUUAAGCUUUGUUUCUCCGUUUUCGUUCUGUUUUUCUUCAUCGCCUCCGUUUCGUCGUCCGAUGUCAACGACGGCGAUGAUCUGGUGAUCCGUCAGGUGGUUGGUGGAGCCGAUUCCGAGGUUUUGUCCUCGGCGGAUCACUUUUCUCUCUUUAAGAAAAAGUUCGGCAAGGUCUACGCUUCCAACGAGGAGCAUGACUACAGGUUCUCCGUUUUCAAGGCCAAUCUGAGGCAAGCGAGGCGUCACCAGAAGUUGGAUCCGUCGGCGCGUCACGGUGUAACGCAGUUCUCAGAUCUGACUCGCUCCGAGUUCAGGAAGAAGCAUCUGGGGGUUAAAGGUGGGUUUAAGCUUCCCAAGGAUGCCAACAAGGCUCCCAUCCUCCCUACCGAAAAUCUCCCUGAGGAGUUUGACUGGAGAGAUCAUGGUGCUGUUACCCCCGUCAAAAAUCAGGGAUCUUGCGGUUCUUGCUGGAGUUUCAGCGCCACCGGAGCUCUGGAAGGGGCUAACUUCCUCUCUACCGGCAAACUCAUCAGCCUUAGCGAACAACAGCUCGUCGACUGUGAUCACGAGUGUGAUCCAGAGGAGGCAGGUUCGUGCGACUCUGGUUGUAAUGGUGGGCUAAUGAACAGCGCAUUUGAAUACACCCUCAAAACCGGAGGGCUCAUGAGAGAAGAAGACUAUCCUUACACUGGAAAGGACGGCCCCACCUGCAAGUUAGACAAGUCCAAGAUCGUUGCCUCUGUCUCCAACUUCAGUGUUAUCUCCAUUGAUGAAGAACAGAUUGCUGCCAACCUUGUCAAGAACGGGCCUCUUGCUGUAGCCAUCAACGCUGCCUAUAUGCAGACUUACAUUGGAGGAGUCUCUUGCCCUUACAUAUGCGCUAGGAGGCUCAACCACGGUGUCUUGUUGGUGGGUUAUGGCUCGGCUGGUUACGCUCCAGCUAGGUUCAAGGAGAAGCCUUACUGGAUUAUCAAGAACUCGUGGGGAGAGACCUGGGGUGAGAAUGGUUUCUACAAAAUCUGCAAAGGCCGUAACAUUUGUGGCGUUGACAGUCUUGUCUCCACUGUUUCAGCCACAGUCUCAACUACGGCCCAUUGAAAGCAUCGGCGAUAAUGUUAAUUACUUUGGUGAUUUGUGUGAGCGAGCUCUCUGUUGCGCUGACUCUCUUAUUUAUCUCUGCUUUUUGCUUGUAAAUAAAAUGCAUUCUGUUGAGCAAUGCCGUACAAUGCUCAUUAGUAAUGGAGUUGAAUCGAAGAAAAUGGGCCGUUAAUAUUUGCCUAAACUUUUAACAAA
This is a messenger RNA of Capsella rubella, 1407 nucleotides long. Its product is annotated as cysteine protease RD19A. The record is from RefSeq and is a predicted model, not a curated record. Gene Ontology annotation, molecular function: cysteine-type endopeptidase activity. Bases 106 to 1212 code for a protein of 368 amino acids. Gene Ontology annotation, cellular component: lysosome. NCBI's taxonomy places the organism in Eukaryota, Viridiplantae, Streptophyta, Magnoliopsida, Brassicales, Brassicaceae. The transcript has 3 exons.